UGUACUGACACUUAAAAAAUGGGUCGAACUCGUAAGGCUCAAGCGGCUAGCGAGGCUGACGUCCGAAACGACCGGUCGUUUAAUCGCUGUAGUGGAUCGCGGUUACGUGUGCGGCGUGGGUCGAGUCUGACUGAUUUGGAUAAGCUUCGGUGUAGUACUGGGUCUAGCGGGGGCGGGUCGAUUGGCGAUUUGAUGAACAUGUUUAGUGGUAGUGCUACGUCUAUAGGCAGUGAUAGUUUGGUAGCAAGGACCGUUCCUCUGGAGACUGUUAGAAGGAAUAUACCGCCAAUGUCAACGCCGCCCCCGCGUCCGCCACCCUCCCCGCUCAUACACACGUCCCGACCUGUGGGCCCGCUAACCAUGGCUCAAAGGACUCUGCGGUUCAGUAGGCUGUUAAAGUACCAGCCCUGUUCGACUGAUGUGGCCAUUGUUUUGAAAAUUUGCUUUGACUUUGAGUAA
Messenger RNA from Pieris napi, 459 nucleotides. RefSeq lists its product as uncharacterized. Lineage: Eukaryota; Metazoa; Arthropoda; Insecta; Lepidoptera; Pieridae. The transcript has 2 exons. Bases 19 to 459 code for a protein of 146 amino acids. The record is from RefSeq and is a predicted model, not a curated record.